Molecule: messenger RNA, 3608 nt
Organism: Chlorella variabilis
Lineage: Eukaryota; Viridiplantae; Chlorophyta; Trebouxiophyceae; Chlorellales; Chlorellaceae
Exons: 28
Coding region: 1-3117 (1038 amino acids)
Biological process (GO): ribosomal large subunit export from nucleus; protein export from nucleus; ribosomal small subunit export from nucleus
Cellular component (GO): nucleus; cytoplasm
Molecular function (GO): small GTPase binding; nuclear export signal receptor activity
Source: RefSeq, a predicted model, not a curated record
AUGGCGGCAGCAAACGGGGUAGCGGGCCCAGAGGCGGUGGCGCAGAAAUUGUUAGACUUUUCGCAGCCCCUGGACGUGGCGCUGCUCGACAGCACCGUCAAUGCCUUCUAUGGCGCCGGCUCCAACCAGGAGCGCAUGGCUGCGGAGGCGGUGCUCAAGGCGGUGCAAGAGCACCCAGAAGCCUGGACCCGCGUAGAUGCAAUUCUAGAGCACUCCAAGAACCAGCAGACCAAGUUUUUCGGCCUGCAGGUGCUGGAGAGCGUGGUGCGCACGCGGUGGGGCGCGCUGCCGGAUGCGCAGCGGGAGGGCAUCAAGACCUACUGCUCCAACCUGAUCAUCAAAAUUUCCACAGACGAGAAGGCCUUCCGCGCGGAGCGAACUUUCCUCAGCAAGCUCAACCUGGUGCUGGUGGACAUCCUGAAGCAGGACUGGCCCCACAAGUGGCCCUCCUUCAUCCCCGACAUCGUGGGCGCCUCCCGCACCAAUGAGACGCUGUGCGAGAACUCCAUGGCCAUCCUGCGCCUGCUGAGCGAGGAGGUGUUCGACUUCUCCAAGGACUCCCUGACCGCGGCAAAGACCAAGGAGCUGAAGAGCAGCUUCAACGAGCAGUUUGCGGCGGUACACGAGCUGUGCCUGAUGGUACUGAGCGCCAGCCAGCGGCCCGACCUCAUCCGCGCCACGCUGGCCACGCUACACGCCUUCCUGUCCUGGGUGCCACUGGGCUACAUCUUCGAGUCGAAUGUCAUAGAGGUGCUGCUGCGCCUGUUUCCGCAGCCAGUGUUCAGGAACAUCGCGCUGCAGUGCCUGGCAGAGAUAGCGGCGCUCCAGGUGGGGCCCGAGUACAACUCCCACUUUGCCCCGCUCUACACUUUCUUCGUGGCGCAGCUGGCGGCGCUGAUGCCGCCGGGCACCAACAUCCCCGAGGCGUACAGCCGCGGUACGGACGAGGACCAGGCCUUCGUGCAAAACCUGGCCCUCUUCCUCACCGCCUUCUUCCGCGCGCACCUCAGCGUGCUGGAAACAAGCGAGGAGCUGCGUGCCGCGCUGAUCCAGGGACUAGACACGCUGGUGGCGAUCAGCUAUGUGGACGAUGACGAGGUGUUCAAGAUCUGCCUGGAGUAUUGGAACUUCUUCGUGCCGGACGUCUACUCCUCUGUCUGCACCCUGCAGUCAACCGCCUCGCCAGUGCAGCAGUUUUCCUUUGGCGGCGGCGCCGCGGCGGCUCCCGCCGGCGGCGGCGUGGCGCGCAAGGUGCUCUACCAGAAGACGCUCAGCCAGCUGCGGGCGCUCAUGAUCGCGCGCAUGGCCAAGCCCGAGGAGGUGAUCGUGGUGGAGGACGAGAACGGCAAUGUGGUGCGGGAGACGAUGAAGGACACGGACGUGCUGGCGCGGUACAAGACGAUGCACGAGACGCUGGUCUACCUGUCGCACCUGGACCACGAGGACACGGAGCACCAGAUGCUGGACAAGCUGCGGCUCCAGGCGCAGCUGAACGGCCGGGAGCUGGGGUGGGCGCCGCUCAACCGCCUGUGUUGGGCCAUCGGCAGCAUCAGCGGCAGCAUGGUGGAGGAGCAGGAGAACAGGUUCUUGGUGACCGUGAUCCGGGACCUGCUCAACCUGUGCGAGGUGACGCGCGGCAAGGACAACAAGGCGGUCAUCGCGUCCAACAUCAUGUACGUGGUGGGGCAGUACCCCCGCUUCCUGCGCAACCACUGGAAGUUCCUGAAGACGGUGGUCAACAAGCUGUUUGAGUUCAUGCACGAGACGCACCCGGGGGUGCAGGACAUGGCGUGCGAGACCUUCCUCAAGAUCGUGUCCAAGUGCAAGCGCAAGUUUGUGAUCAUGCAGGUGGGCGAGAGCGAGCCCUUCAUCUCGGAGCUGCUGUCGGGCCUGACGGCCACCAUCCAGGACCUGGAGACGCACCAGAUACACAUGUUCUACGAGGCGGUGGGCCUCAUGGUGUCGGCAGACACCGACGCCAAGCGGCGAGAUGAGUACCUGCAGCGGUUGAUGGGCCCCCCCAACGCCACCUGGCAGCAGAUCAUCGAGCAGGCCAAGCAGAAUGUGGAGGUGCUGAGGCAGGCGGAGGUCAUCCGCAACGUGCAGAACAUUCUGCAGACCAAUGUGAGCGUGUGCAGCAGCCUGGGCCACCCCUUUGUCACCCAGUUCAACCUCAUUUUCCUGGAUGUGCUGGCAGUGUACAAGAUGUACAGCGAGCUCAUCUCUGCGGCCAUUGCCACGGGCGGCCCUCAUGCCUCCAAGACAUCAGCCGUGAAGCUGAUGCGCAGCGUGAAGAAGGUGACCCUGCGGUUGAUAGAGACGCUGGUGGACAAGUGCGAGGACCCAGACCUUGUGGCGGCGCAGUACGUCCCCGCCAUGAUGGACCCCAUACUGGGCGACUACGCGCGCAACAACCCCGACGCGCGCGACGCCGAGGUGCUCUCCAUGUUUGCCAUGAUCAUCAACCGGCUGCGGGGCAAGAUGGAGGCAGAGGUGCCGCGCAUCUUUGGCGCCGUGUUUGAGUGCACGCUGCAGAUGAUCACCCGCAAUUUCGAGGACUACCCCGAGCACCGCCUCCAGUUCUUCUCCCUGCUGCGCGCCAUCACCAACCACUGCUCCCCCACGCUCUUCGCCAUGAGCCCGGCCCAGCUCAAGCUGGUCAUCGACUCCAUCGUGUGGGCCUUCCGCCACACCGAGCGCAACAUUGCCGACACGGGCCUGCACCUGCUGCACGAGCUGCUGGUCAUGUUCACGGGCAGCCCCUCAGCCACGCCCUUCUACCAGGCCUUCUACACGCAGCUGGUGCAGGAGAUCUUCGCCGUCAUGACGGACACCUUCCACAAACCUGGCUUCAAGCUGCAGACCCGCAUCCUGCACCACCUCUUCUCGGUGGCACAGGCCACGGUGCUGGGCAUGAUGGAGCUGCGCGAGUUCCCCACCUUCAAGCAGCUUCUGCGCGACUUCCUGGUGCAGUCCAACCAGUUUGCAGACCAGAACAACGCAGACCUGUUCACAGAAGAGGUGGCGGCGCAGGCGGAGGCGGAGCGGCACAAGCUGGCCAAGGUGCCCGGCAUGCUCAACCCUUACGAGCAAAACGACAUGGAUGGAUCCGACUGAGGCCGUGGAUCAAGGGAGCUGCCUCCAGCCCCGGCAUCGUUGGCGGCGGCAGCAGCCUCGGCAGCGCCGUCGGCCGCCGGGGGUCCCCCCCCCCGGGCUGCCAGGCACCCUCCUUCCUUCCGUAACGCUGCCCCUCGAUGGCGGCGUGCCACACCUGGGCCCCUGUGGCCCUGCACACACCUACACCUCGCUUCACUAGGCAGUCCCUCCCGGUUGUUGCUCAUUCUCCCUGUUUCCGUGCCCUCUGCAUGGGCCGCCCAUGGGCACACUUUCUUAAACACUCUAGGCCCCACCGCUUACUCCGCUUUUGCUUUGCACCUUGCCCACUGACCGCCCCACCCCCACUCCCCUUCUACCCACUUACUGCUGGUGCUUCCCUCCCCGCUUAGCAGCUGCCCUUGCUCCCUCUGCCCAUUGUGCUGCAAAGUCGCCGCAGCAGCGCCGCCCCCGCCGGCGGGCGCCUCUGCAUUCUUGUAACCCCAACCUCUGCA